AACACAAUUUAAAUAAUGAAAAUCAUCUCAGCCAGGAUGUCGGGAAGAGAAGUAGCCCAGUCAAAGAGGUCCACAAGCCGGACCAAGACUCAGCGGGCGGGUAUCAUAUUCCCCGUCAGCCGUGUGCUGCGCUUCAUGCGAGCAGGCCCUUUCUUCAAAUAUAGGAUAGCUGCAGGCGCUCCAGUUUACAUGGCAGCAGUUAUGGAGUAUCUCUGUGCUGAGGUAUUGGAGUUGGCUGGGAAUGCAUCACGUGAUCACAAGAAGAAGAGGAUUGUGCCCCGACACAUACUGCUCGCAGUUGGACACGACGAGGAAUUGCACAAGCUGUUAAAAAAUGUAACAAUACCCUCCGGAGGGGUAAUCCCUAACAUCAACCCCGUGUUACUCCAGAAGAAAGCUAACUUCACUAAGAAAGCUAUUGCUGCUGCUAACGGACUGGGCUUCCCUAAAGAAGGGGAAGAGAAAAAGAAGGUAAAGAAGUCAUCCAAGAAACCCACAAAAGAAGUGAAACGAUUGAACAAGGCCGUACCUCUGAAGGUUGCAGACAAGGCUGACAAAGUUGUCAACAAAGCUAAAGCUGUCACGACCCUGAAGAAAGCUGCCAAGACCAAAUCAACAGGAGUAACGUUGUUAUCAGAGAAAACCUUGUUCUUGGGACAGAAGCUGACAGUGAUACAGGGAGACAUUGCCACGGUAGGGGCUGAUGCUAUUGUGCAUCCCACCAACUCUAACUGGAACAUGACUGGGUCUUGCGGCAGUGCUAUCAGAGAGGGAGCUGGACAGGGUUACCUGGAGGAAGUGUCGGAUAUAGCAGCAGCUCACGGCUCCCUGAAACCCAGUGAAGCUGUAAUGUCCACAGGACACAACCUGUCUUCCGAGCACGUUAUCCAUGUUAACGGUCCUGAGUACGGGGACGGAGGACGCGCGCAACAGGAGGCCCUGGAACAGACUAUCAAGAAUGCAUUGUCCCUUGCUGACGGUGCUAAGUUCGCAUCCAUAGCUUUCCCUAGUAUCUCAUCCGGACAGAAUGGAUUCCCAAAGCAGACUGCAGCCCAGCUGAUCCUGAAAGCUAUCUCAAACUAUUUCGUUAGCGUCAUGGCAUCCACCAUUAAACAAGUCUACUUCGUUCUCUUCGACGAGGAAUCAGUCGCUAUCUACACCAACGAACUGGCUAAGCUCUCAGAGUCCUAAUUUCUAGCAAAUCUUAAAGUGAAAUUAUUUCCUUCUCCACCGCCCUACGACGCAGAUUUAACAAGUUAAUUAAUUAAUUAAUAAGUUAAUUAAUUAAUAAGUUGAUUAGUUAACCGUUGAACUCAUGGGCCAUUUCAAACGAAUGUGACGAUUUUUCUCCGGCGACUAUUACAAAUAAGAACUGAACUGUAAAUCUAAAUUCAAUAUAACCACGACAUACGAUUAAAAGUGGUGUUUACUAGUGUAAUACGAAUUAUAUAGGUAAGCAUGCUUCACUGGUCCAUACCUUGCAUUGGUUACCAUAAUAUUUUCAUACCAUCUAGUUACCAUGGUUACUAACUGUAACCAUGGUAACUAGGCAUGCCUGAUACCAUCUUAUUAAGCUUCUGUCUAGAUGGAAUAUUUAUUUGAAUAUAUUUGCUUUGACAAUUAUCAUUUCUGCUUUUCAAUUAUUAAACAGUGCUAAUUAUAAUUGGUUAGUUGUUAAGUAUAACUUUUAAUCAUGUGUAUUUUUAAGUAUGAGGUGUUAAAGUUAAGCACCCUUUCACGUGAGCCGAUUAUCUAAUAAUUACUAACAUAGUGACCGAUUAGUAACCUGUUCGUAACCGAUUAGUAACCUGUAAGUUACCAAUGAGUAACCUGUAAUUUCUUGUACCGUCAAACCUACGCUUACAUUUGUGUAAUUCUGUUUUCUUCUCUUACUUAGAAGAACAAGAAAUUGAUUUUUGAAGUUUUCAACAAAAUCUUUAUCAUCAAAAGACGGUAUUAUUAAUUCAUUUAAAUUUUAAAAUCUGACUACGCGUUACCGAUCCCCUUUUCAAAGAGCGAGGGAUGCUCUUUAUUUUCAUCAUCAACCACAGUCAUUCAGUUUAUAGGAGCUUUUAUAAUUAUAGGGAGCAAAGUUUUGUCUUUUCUCGUUCAAUGUGUCUCGUUAAUAUGCUCUAGCUUGGAAUUUAUUACCACUAUUAGUACUAUGUUAUAUAUUACAGCAAACAUAUAUAAUCAACAUUUUAACAA
Messenger RNA from Bolinopsis microptera, 2208 nucleotides. RefSeq names its product core histone macro-H2A.1-like. The record is from RefSeq and is a predicted model, not a curated record. The transcript has 7 exons. Gene Ontology annotation, cellular component: nucleosome; chromatin. Gene Ontology annotation, molecular function: structural constituent of chromatin; protein heterodimerization activity; DNA binding. Gene Ontology annotation, biological process: heterochromatin formation. Lineage: Eukaryota; Metazoa; Ctenophora; Tentaculata; Lobata; Bolinopsidae. The coding region runs from base 16 to 1191 and encodes 391 amino acids.